Messenger RNA from Cottoperca gobio, 499 nucleotides. RefSeq names its product mitochondrial contact site and cristae organizing system subunit 10 (gene micos10). Gene Ontology annotation, cellular component: MICOS complex; mitochondrion; mitochondrial inner membrane. The record is from RefSeq and is a predicted model, not a curated record. Lineage: Eukaryota; Metazoa; Chordata; Actinopteri; Perciformes; Bovichtidae. The coding region runs from base 84 to 311 and encodes 75 amino acids. The transcript is spliced from 4 exons.
AGAAUUAUACAUUUCCGACAGCACGUGAAAGCACCACAAGAGCUGCAUUAUGCACACUCCUGAGGAGCUAGCUAAUAUUCAGCAUGUCUGAGAAGGAGCUGGGGAAAAAGUUGGACCGAUGCCUGGCAGACGGUGCCAUUAAACUCGGCACUGGGCUGGGGUUAGGAAUCGUGAUUUCUGUUCUCUUCUUCAAACGUCACACCUGGCCGAUUUUAUUCGGCACUGGAACGGGACUUGGCAUGGCAUAUUCCAACUGUCAGAAUGACCUGAGGUCCUUUUAUAUGCUGCACAGAAGCGAAAAGGAGCAAUAGCUGCAAGUCAUCGAGGGACUGUCGUUUUUCAUUUUUUUACUUUUCUGUGGGAGAGUCACCAUUUGCACUGUUCUACAGUUAGAUCCUUGUCUCCCUGUUGAACGAUCCAUCCCACUAUGACUCUGUAUCAUUUGAAUGUGCCUGAUCAGAUCUGUGUAUGUUUAAUAAAAUAAUCAUAACAAAAAGGA